AUGCUUGUGAAAUGCACAGAAGUCUUAAAAUCACGAUGUGGCGAUCCAGAUAUGGCCAUGGACUAUUCUCAAGUGAUUGAAACUGCCUGUCUUACCGGACCCCCAAAAAUGGCGAAAUACGCUACUAUCGCGAAGCGCACCGUAAAAAUAUCCUGUUUCAUCAAGGAGGUGGCAUUCUGCUCGGUAUUUAUCCUAUUCGCUGGGUACUAUUUACGACAGUUGGUAAGCUAUUACUGCCCAGAGUUAGAUUGGACAAUAAGGCACUGGACCGCUGUAAUGAGCAUUCCCGCUCUUGCGAUGGCUUGCAUCAGAAAUCACGAGCAUUUGCACAGCUUGUCCUACCUGGCGAGCAGCAUCAAAGCUAUCAGCUUGGUAGUGCUCUUCAUUUACAUCUUCAAGGAGGACUUGCCGCAUGUAGACGAGCGGCCAGCAUUUUCUGUAGCUACUCAUUUACUACUUUAUUAUGGAACAGUGAUUUUCGCUUUCGAGGGCGUCACUCAAGUUCUGCCCUUACAUGACAAUAUGCGAACAACGAGACACUUUCGAAAAUGGAACGGAGUCCUCAAUACGGGAAUGGUUUUUAUCGGUUGCCUUUACUUUACCCUUGGCUUCUACGGCUAUCUAAAAUACGGAGAAGACACUUAUCCCAGCAUUACCAUGAAUUUGCCCAAAGAUGAAAUGUAA
Daphnia carinata is the source of this 684-nucleotide messenger RNA. RefSeq names its product proton-coupled amino acid transporter-like protein CG1139. The coding region runs from base 1 to 684 and encodes 227 amino acids. Gene Ontology annotation, molecular function: amino acid transmembrane transporter activity. NCBI's taxonomy places the organism in Eukaryota, Metazoa, Arthropoda, Branchiopoda, Diplostraca, Daphniidae. Gene Ontology annotation, cellular component: vacuolar membrane. Gene Ontology annotation, biological process: amino acid transmembrane transport. The record is from RefSeq and is a predicted model, not a curated record. The transcript is spliced from 3 exons.